UGCAGCUACUGACUGAUGUAUCUGACGUAAUGUAUUCUAUGAUUAAAGUAUUGUAUAAUACGUAAGACGUAAUUUAUUAUACGUUAAAGUAUUGUAUAAGAGUUCUAUCGAAGAACAAACAUCAAAAAACUAACUUGUCUUGGAAUGGAAUGAUUUCGUUAUUCUUGUGCACAUUGAUAUUACAGGCUUCCAUAAUGAUUCCUUGUAAUUAGAUGACCAAGGAGACAUCCUUAGUCAAUAUUAAAAAAAAACUGAAACUGUAUGUCGAUAUUUGUCGUGUGUCUAUGUCAUGUGUUAAGGGUUUGCCCCUCUCCUGUUUUGCAGAAUGAGUAUUUCCAAGUAGCUUGUAAUCUGAUUAAUGGCUACUUAUAAAAUGUUUCCUAUACAAUAACUUUUUUUAUAAGAAUUCCUUCAAAAGAAGGUAAGAAACUCGUAUCUAGACGUAAAUUUAAUACGUUUGGAAGAUAUAGGGAGACGAUCAAAUAAUUAUUUCAGAUUAACCUUGUAUCGAAACACAAUCGUCAAGAAACGAAUAACUUUACUCGGAUAAAAUAUUCAUCAUGUUUUGGCCCGGUAGUGAAAUAUUUACGUUGCAACUAGGUACUUACCUUGUACGAGCAUCGCCAUAGUAUUUUACUUGUUAUGUAUUUCAACCUAUUAAGCAAAAUUAUUACGCGCUGAGUAGGUCAUCGAACCUUUCUUGUGUGAUCUACUUUGUAUUAAUUUUAGUGUUAACAAUAAAUUCACUCCGGUAGCACGGACACAAUACAGCGGUUUUAUUCCCUGGUUACAUCCCGUCUACCACAACUAACCACUUCACCACAAUAUACUACAACUCUACUGUACGGGCUAGCGGCUCGUACAUUUUGGUCCUUCGAGCCGGAUCAUCGCAACUGGAACUACAGCCCUGCACUCCAUCUCAGGUACGAAGUAUUUCUAUUUACGAUAGCGAAUCGGUUUGGCUGGUCUUCCACAAGCGGAUCGCCCCAGUCAGAUUGAGAAGGCGCACAUAUCGUAUUAGAGAUACCUUCUGAUCCUGCGAUCACAACAGGCAACAUCAACAGAGGGUGAUCCGGAAGCUAUUGAAGUUAACAGGAGUUAGUGUCCCACAACUACAAUGGACACUAAACAACAAGAACUUUUCAAGCGUCAGGAGAUCAUCGCUGAAGGCAUCAGAAAAAUCGGUGUCAACUUCGGCAAGGAUGGCCCCGACCGUAAAACCGCUACGUACAUUAAGGAGAGACUUGACAAGCUCCAGGCGCAGUGGAACGAGUUUGAAAUAAACCAUAGUGUGCUGUUGAGCUAUGAAGUCCAGACCGCCGAUUACUACAAUACAAAGGCGUACGAACGGGUCAAGCUUGAAUAUUUGCACAUCUUACAGAAGCUGCAAGCCUGGCCCACUCACUCUGCUGCUGGUGACAAGGUCUCUGAACGCGUAGACCCCCAAGGUAAGAACAUUGGCGUUCUAUCUAAGGCAGAUGAGCUCAAGGUUCAACAAGCCACUAACUUUAGAGCCUUCUCUCGCUUCAUUCGUAACUUGAACACUUCUGAAAUAACCGAGAAAUGGGAUAUCGAAGACAAGCUGAAGACACUGGAGUCCCGUUGGAAGGUGAUCGAUGAAGUGCACUGGAAACUCGACAACAUCUUCGUUGGCAGUGACGUGACCUAUGAACUUGAGUUCUCUCAAAACGAAGAUACCUACGAGGCAACGAAGCGUGAACUCAACCGCAAAUUGAACUUGGCUGUACAACAACGCGACAGUGCUCCGAAGAUUGAAAUACCCACUUUCUCUGGAAGCUACCACCAAUGGCCGACGUUUAUGGACCUUUACUCGGCUGCCAUUCAUAACAACCCAAUUUUCUCCAAAGGUCAAAAAAUGCAACAUCUAAAAGGGAAGCUGAAGGGGGAAGCUGAGCGCUUAGUACAACAUUUACCUGUUUCGGAACACAAUUACGAUUCCUGUUGGGAAAUUCUCAACCACAGGUACAACAAUCUGCAACUACUCUUUACAAAGCUAAUGCAGACCUUGAUGAGCCAACCAACAACUCUACAACAAAACUCAUACGAUCUAAAACGGCUCCACGACACAAGCCUCGAAACUGUGCACGCCAUCCGCAACCUGGGCAUCGACAUUACGACGUGGGACCCGAUUCUUGUGCACAUUCUAGUGGGAAAGCUUGAUUCGCAGACCAUUACCGACUACAUGGAAGCAAGAAAAAAUCCCAGAGACUUGCCCGUUUUCGACGAAUUUAUCAGCUUUAUCGAAAGCAAGUUCACUGCACUAGAAGCCAUCGUGAAGAAAAGGAGUAAUUUGACCCACAACAGCAAACCGAAUCACGUGUCGCCCUCGACUUCAAACAAGGAGCACGCAGCGCCAACAUUCCAAAGGGAUACGUACAACAAACACAGACGUUACCCUAAGGUCAACCACACAAACUCAGAUAGGAAUUGCCCCAUCUGUAAAACAAACCACAUCUUACUAAACUGUAAAACGUUCCAGGAAAUGUCUCCGGAGCGUAAACUAAAAACCAUCGAACAAUUCCAUAUUUGCACGAAUUGCAUGUAUUCGCACAACGGCAAUAAAUGCAACUCUCACAAAAGAUGUCGAGUGUGCAACUCCGCACAUCACACUGCCCUACACGACGUGACACGUGACGCCCAGUUACUAACGUCAUCGCCCGGUCAGCGACCCUACAACGCGGGUGACACACAACCCAAUAUGCCGGGCAAAACUAAUCACGUGGCGGGUAAUUACAAUGAAGUUUUGCUGGCCACACUGCAAUUACGAGUGAGAGCUGCAGAUGGAACCUACAUAACGCUGAGAUGUCUUCUAGAUCAAGGCUCUCAACUUAAUCUUAUAACGGAGUCAGCUGCACAACGAUUGGGCUUGCCUAGGCACAACCAGAACUCCACCGUGUGCGGUAUUGGACCAUCGGUCAGUCAGAGCAACGGAACAGUUGAGUUGGUUUGUGAAUCGCUGUACGGUGACUACACUUUCACAACACAAGCACUCGUUAUGGCUAAACUAUUGAAUAACUUGCCCAAUUACUCUUUCGAGAAACAAGAUUGGCCUCACAUUCAGAACAUAAACUUAGCCGAUCCGCAGUACAACUUAUCCCGACCAAUCGACAUUUUGCUUGAUGCUGGAGUCUACGCGGACAUUGUCAUGAGCAACAUUCUUCGAGGAGAUUUCAACGCGCCAAUUGCACAACAAACGAAGUUCGGAUGGGUGUUGCUUGGAAACACAAACACUUUCAACUGUCACGUAGUAGUCAACAACGAAGAUAUUUCACGGUUUUGGGAAAUUGAAGAGCUGACGUCAUCACCGCAUAACGACGCCCUCACAACUGAAGAAGAGUACUGCGAAUCUCUAUAUGUUAACACCACGAAAAGGCUUGACGAUGGAAGGUACGCGGUUCGGAUUCCCAUGAAACCCGAUUUCUUCAAACACUUAGGACAAUCAAAACCUCAAGCAGUGGCACAAUUCAAACAAUUGGAAAGGCGUUUAGCUCGUGAUGAAACCCUAUCUUCAAGCUAUAAGGCCUUCAUCGAAGAGUACCUAACUCUACAACAUAUGAAAUUUUGCACUAAGUCGACAACACUAAGCUGUUUCCUACCUCAUCAUGGAGUAAUAAAACCUGACUCAACAACAACCAAACUACGUGUAGUCUUCAAUGCCUCUGCGAUUACUAGUUCUGGCUCUAGUUUGAAUCAACUGAUGUGCUGCGGGCCAAACCUACAACAAGACUUGCAAUCUAUGAUUUUACGAUGGAGGACUUUCAAAUACGUGUACACUGCAGAUAUUGAGAAGUUUUAUCGACAAAUACGUAUUCAAGAUAUAGACCAACAUCUGCAAAAAGUUGUUUGGCGAAAUUCCAUGACUGAACCGAUACAAGAAUUUCAGCUCACUACGGUAACAUACGGAACCAAAUCCGCUCCAUUUUUAGCUAUGCGGACCAUACAACAAUUGAUUGAGGACGACGGCGCGCGCUACCCGUUAGCUGCGGAUAUCCUAUCCAAUCAACUAUACGUCGACGAUUUUUUGGGAGGAAGUAACGAUCUGUCAACAGCACAGAAGGUUCAAAAUGAAGUUAUGACCAUGCUAAGAGGCGGUGGAUUUAAUCUACGCAAAUGGGCCAGCAAUAAUACAAGCCUGCUUGAAAACUUACCCAAUGAAUCAAUAAGUCAAGGAAUGUUUAACUUCAAAGACGCUGACACAAAUAAAACACUCGGCAUCACGUGGAAUCCAUGCGCGGAUCAGUUUACAUAUAAACAAAUUACACUCAUCGCAAAACGUGACGUCAACACCAAGCGUACACUGCUAUCCGACAUUUCGAAACUUUAUGACCCACUUGGCUGGUUAUCACCCGUCACAUUGAAAGCCAAGUUGAUUUUUCAAACAGCCUGGAUAACGACAACCGGUUGGGAUGAUUGCUUGCCGUCACACAUACUAGAAGAAUGGGAACUGUUCCGACAACAGAUGUCACACAUCCACGACAUUACUAUACCACGAUGGAUCGGCAACACAACAAAACCCUUCGAAUUACAUGGCUUUUGCGAUGCAUCUGAGAAGGCCUAUGGAUGCGUCGUCUACUGCAAGUCCUACGAUGAAGGUGGUCAACAUGUGAUCCGACUGGUAGCAGCAAAAACCAAACUAGCACCGUUGAAGAAACCUAUCUCUUUACCCAGAUUAGAGUUGUGUGGUGCAGUCUUACUAGCUCGACUUAUCAAUAAGAUCAAAGAAUCAACGAAUAUGCAACCGAGCGCCGUACUUUGUUGGACAGAUUCGAUGGUAGUGCUUGGGUGGUUACAAGGCGAUGUGAACCGCUGGAAAAGUUUCGUAGCCAAUAGAGUCACUCAGAUAACACAGAUCGUCGCCUCAACCUGUUGGAGACAUGUCAAGACUACUGAAAAUCCCGCAGAUUGUGCGAGCCGCGGAAUUCUUCCAAGAGAUUUAAUGGGUCAUACACUGUGGUGGAACGCUCCAACCUGGAUUCAGACUAACGACGUUCCCGACCAGAUCAUUGUUACAACCAAUGAAGAGCAGAAGAAAAACGUUCAUGUUUGCGCCACUCAGCCUACCUACGCUCAAUUUAUUGACAUUAUACUGCAAAAAUGCAGUUCAAUAACUCUUGCAAUUCGAGUCGUCAGCUGGGUACUACGAUUCAUCAACAAUUCACGUAAUGCUACAAAAGCCAAGCGAAUUUCAUACUUAACUACAAAGGAUUUAGAGUUGGCUGAGACUUUGAUCGUCAAAACAGUACAAUACAACAGUUUUUGGGAUGAUAUAUCUUACAUCCAAAAACACAAGCGAGUGCGGCCUACAAGCAAACUUUUGAGUUUGAGCCCCAUCAUAGAUGCCAACGGUAUCCUACGAGUACAGGGUAGACUGGAACAUGCUCAUAUAGCCCACAACCAGAAGCAUCCAGUAAUUUUGCCGAACAACCAUAAAUUAUCACAGCUUCUGAUUGACCAAGCUCACAAGAAUACUCUGCACGGAGGCGCGAGACUUACCCUGGGAUACAUUCGACACAAAUAUUGGAUACUGGGUGGCAUGAAAACAAUCAAAAAACAACUAAUUAAAUGUGUCACAUGUCACCGUCACAAAACGCAACGCAGCAGUCAGCUGAUGGCUGACCUACCUACGCCUCGAGUUACACCGUCGCGGCCGUUCACACACACCGGUGUAGACUUCACUGGACAUGUUGAAAUAAAGGCUAAUAAAGGCCGAGGUAUAAAGACAGUAAAGGCAUACAUCGCCAUUUUUAUUUGUCUUUCCACCAAGGCUGUUCAUCUUGAGCUAGUUUCAGACCUCAGCACAAUCACAUUUUUGGCAGCAAUGAAGCGGCUUUGCGCUCGACGGGGAACACCCAAGCAUAUCUACAGCGAUAAUGGGACGAACUUUGUCGGCGCAGCGAAAACCCUAAAAAGGGAACACCGGGAGGCUCUGAAACUUUUCGUCAACGAUGAACUACUCAGCAACGUCGCGACUCAAGGCAUUGAAUGGCAUUUCAAUGCUCCCGCUUGGCCGACGGCCGGAGGACUAUGGGAAGCUGCGGUCAAGAGCAUGAAACAUCACCUCAAACGUGUCCUUGGUGAUCAAAGGCUGACAUACGAAGAAUUCACGACGUUACUUGUACAAAUUGAGGCCUGCCUUAAUUCAAGGCCACUCGUUGCUCUAACCAAUGACACUGAUGACAUUGACUACUUGACACCGGGUCACUUCUUAGUUGGCGGUCCUGUCUUAGCACCACCCAUCGCGUCUGCAGCUGAAAUUACGAACUUAACAGUGCGCUGGCGGCUUACAGAAAACAUGUACAGAGAAUUUUGGAGAAAGUGGUCUAAAGAUUAUCUUCAAACACUGCAGCUGCGAGGGAAGUGGACGAACCCAACAGAAAACAUUAAAGUGGGUGAUAUAGUACUUAUAAAAGAAGACCACGUACCACCAGCCCAAUGGUUACUGGGUCGAGUUACAGAAACACAUCCUGGAUCCGAUAACCUGGUACGAGUCGUUACACUGAAAACAAAAUCAAACACAGUGAAAAGGCCGAUCACAAAACUGUCCCGAUUGCCCAUAGACAACAUGGACAAUUAUGUUACGGACAGCACACUACAAGAUGAUGCUGAUGGUGUGUCAGUAGCCAAUGUACGAGCCGCUAGCCCGUACAGGAGAAAUGUAAUAUGUGUGAACAGACAGUUUAUUGUUAUGAACAAACAGAUUAGAGAGUCGGUACUACAGUUGAAGACCGAGCAAGACCAAAUAACUUUUAUCACCGCCACAGCACUCGCCGCAAACAUGAUGAUUGGAAACCUGCGAAGAAUACAAGAUACAUUGAUGGACUUAAUUACAGACCUCCGCAACGGUAGAGUGGACAUUCAUUUACUGAAGCCCAAUGCCUUUGAGAAGCAAUUACACACUAUCUCGGCACAAGUACCCAAAGGAUUGUCACUGCCCUGCACAAAUAACCUCAAAUGCAUCCGAGAAAUGUAUAAACUAUCCACAGUGCACGGAAAACUUAUCGAAGACUUUUUAAUAUUUGAAGUAAAGAUUCCUCUCGUAACAGACGAACAAUACGAGCUAACGGAAGUACUACCGAUUCGGAACAUGCAGAGAGAUUCCAUGAUUUAUGUGAUACCUACAGCCAAAUACAUGGCGGUGAACUUAAAAAAGGACAUGAUAAUACCAAUGGAUGAACAACAUCUAUCAUCGUGCAUAGAAGUCAAUACAUUUCAAAUGUUAUGUAACGUCGAUUUACCUUUCUACGAGAUUAAAACGACAACACACAUGUGCGAAGCUAACAUAAUAAACAAUAGAGAGGUGUCCAGUUGCCGCACUGAAGUAUCAAGUUGCCGUAAUGAAUGGAAAAAGAUACACAGCAAGGACGCGUGGUUGUUUGGGUGUUGCGAGGAAUGCACCAUGCGCAUUUUCUGUCCAGCUGGCGUUACGUCACAGACCUUGCGUGGCACUGGAAUAAUUACGUUGGCAAAAGGAUGUAUGAUGCGAGGCGACAAUCACCUCAUUCACUCGCAUUAUAGUUUACAUAGCAAAAUGGAAUUGGGACCUGAGGAAGAUGAGAUCUACGUACCAGAUGCAAACAUAAACGAGUUAUUAUUAUCAAACAAUAACAGAAUUUCGAAUUGGUCCAACAUCACAUUAGAAACACACGAAGAACAAUUGAUUAAUUUGAAGAAGAAAAUACGACUGGUUAAGGAACAGCAGGAACAACAUGCGACGAAAUUAGCCGCGGCAGAACCACAUCAUUACAUCAUGUACGGGUUUAUGGCAUUAUGUGGAACUAUGUUUGGCAUUUGGAUAUACAUCACGGUCAGAGGACGUCGUCUCUGUUUACCUGGAGCCAGCCGUCUAGCAGAACCCAAGGACGACAUGGAACUGGUUUUAACUCAUCUUCCACGAGACCAAACCAGCAAUGGAAUUGAGGCAGACAACCGGCUGACGAGAGAGAUCAUCGAACCUCAACACUUCGCGUCUGCCAGCGUCAGAAAGAUGGACAUCGGAACGUCGCCGGACCCGGCGCAGCACUGACCAUUACCGGACAAGCUAUUAUGGACGGCGAAUUGUGACUUUAGAUUAAUAUUGUGUUACUUUAUUUCUUUUCUCUUAUUGGUUGGCAGGAUGUACGAGCAUCGCCAUAGUAUUUUACUUGUUAUGUAUUUCAACCUAUUAAGCAAAAUUAUUACGCGCUGAGUAGGUCAUCGAACCUUUCUUGUGUGAUCUACUUUGUAUUAAUUUUAGUGUUAACAAUAAAUUCACUCCGGUAGCACGGACACAAUACAGCGGUUUUAUUCCCUGGUUACAUCCCGUCUACCACAACUAACCACUUCACCACAAUAUACUACAACUCUACUGUACGGGCUAGCGGCUCG
Messenger RNA from Spodoptera frugiperda (fall armyworm), 8385 nucleotides. RefSeq lists its product as uncharacterized. The transcript has 2 exons. Bases 1118 to 8044 code for a protein of 2308 amino acids. Gene Ontology annotation, biological process: DNA integration. Gene Ontology annotation, molecular function: nucleic acid binding. Lineage: Eukaryota; Metazoa; Arthropoda; Insecta; Lepidoptera; Noctuidae. The record is from RefSeq and is a predicted model, not a curated record.